AUGUGGUACUCACUGGCAACCAUAAUAACCCUGGCUAAUUACAUUCUGUCAAUAACAUCAUGUAAAAUUAAGGUUAAAAUGCAGUCGAAAACGGAUAAACCAUUUCAAAUUCAAAUUUAUGUGCCGGCAAUUAAAAUGAAAACCGAACGAGUAAUAUUUACAAAUAGAGAUGAAAUUCGUACCGCUCUAAUCAAAGGUGAAAAAUGUGAUGAGAAACACUGGAUCAUUAAAACGUGGAAGAAAAUAGAUAAUAAAUGGAUUCCAGCGAAAGAAACAAAGGCAAAAUUUGAAGGACUUGGUUCAUUCGGGAUAUCUGUCAAAGAUGACCUGUUACCUCAAAUAACGAACCGUUUUGCUGUUGCAUGUUCAGAAGGCAAUUGCUAA
Brugia malayi is the source of this 384-nucleotide messenger RNA. RefSeq lists its product as uncharacterized. The transcript has 2 exons. Lineage: Eukaryota; Metazoa; Nematoda; Chromadorea; Rhabditida; Onchocercidae. Bases 1 to 384 code for a protein of 127 amino acids. The record is from RefSeq and is a predicted model, not a curated record.